This is a messenger RNA of Henningerozyma blattae CBS 6284, 1833 nucleotides long. It is a transcript of the gene GPA2, whose product is annotated as guanine nucleotide-binding protein subunit alpha. Gene Ontology annotation, molecular function: GTP binding; GTPase activity; G protein-coupled receptor binding. The record is from RefSeq and is a predicted model, not a curated record. Gene Ontology annotation, cellular component: heterotrimeric G-protein complex. The coding region runs from base 1 to 1833 and encodes 610 amino acids. Gene Ontology annotation, biological process: adenylate cyclase-activating G protein-coupled receptor signaling pathway. The transcript has a single exon. NCBI's taxonomy places the organism in Eukaryota, Fungi, Ascomycota, Saccharomycetes, Saccharomycetales, Saccharomycetaceae.
AUGGGGUUAUGUGGUUCGAAAGAGGAUGAUACUCCGAGAUAUGAUUCAGUCAAUAGAAAGGAUACAAGAACAGAGACUACUACAGCAAGAAGUAGGACAAAAUCUUCCACAACAAAACACAACUCUUCACAUAAGAAUACGGCGAAUAAUAACCCAACGUCGAAAACUACAAGUUACAAUGAUAAUACUACUAAUGACAAUUCCCAUAUUUAUAAUGAUAAUAAAAACCAUAACGAUAACAUAACCACUUCAACAAGCAAUAAUACGAAAACAAAUAAUUCAAAUAUAAUGAAUAACUACCAUAAGAAUAAUAAUAGUACCAAUAAUACCAAUAGCAAUAACAAUAAUGAUAUAAAUGAAUUUAAUAAUAAUAAUAAUAUAAGUGAUAGGAACAGUAAUAUUAAUAGUAAUAAUGCUUUGGAUAGUUCCAUACCUACCUCUAUAAAUUUCCAAGAUUCAAAUGACUCAAAUGAAGAAGUAAAAGUACUGCUAUUAGGUGCAGGUGAAAGUGGUAAAUCAACUAUUCUAAGACAAUUAAAAAUUAUACAUCAAAAUGGAUUUUCUAUUGAUGAAAGAAUUCAUUAUAGAGCUUGCAUAUACGAUAAUCUAUUAGAGAUUGGCCAAGAUUUAAUUAAUGCAUUAAGGAAAUUCGGUGAUAAAGAUGAUAUACAUAUAAAGACUUUAUUUUUAAAAAUUACUUCAAAGAAAAAAAUUAAAAAUUCAAAUACUAAAAAAAUGUCAGAAAAAAAUUCUAGCCAAUCUGAAGAAGAUGACGAAGAAGAAGAGGAAGAAGAGGAAGAAGAGGAAGAAGAGGAAGAAGAGGAAGAGGAAGAAGAAGAAGAAGAAGAAGAAGAGGAAGAAGAAGGAGAAAUAGAAGAGGAGUUAGAAUCUGAACGAUCGGAAAAUACAAAAAUAAAUACGAUAACAAAUUCAGAAAUUAAUGUAAAAACUCAAUCUAACACGGAGGAGGAUGCCAUAAAUGAAAAUAAAGAUGUUUCCAAUACAAAGGAUAAUCCUACAGAUCAUCAUAAUAAACGUUCACAAUUAACUAAAAAUCAAAUAAAACGCUUCUUGGAUUAUGCAAGGGAAAAUAAGUUAAAAAUGUCAAAGGUAAAUCAAUUCCCCAGAGAGUAUUACGUUACAUUAUACAAAAUAUGGCAUUUACCUGAAACUAAACAACUGAUAAAUGGCCCAGAUAGAAAUAAAUUCUAUUUAAUGGAUUCAGCACCUUACUUUUUACACCAUAUUUCAAGAAUUUCAAAGAAAAACUUUAUUCCAUCUGAUCAAGAUAUUUUACGAUUGAGAAAACAAACUUCAGGUGUUCUUGAUACUGUUGUUGACAUGGGCUCCAAUUUUAAAAUGCACGUAUUUGAUGUAGGCGGCCAAAGAUCAGAACGUAAACAAUGGAUUCAUUGCUUUAAUAAUGUAACAAUGGUCAUUUUUUGCGUCUCACUAUCCGAAUAUGAUCAGUUCUUGAUGGAAGAUAAUGCGCAAAAUAGAUUCCAAGAAUCUUUGGUUUUGUUCGAUAACAUCAUCAAUAGUAGGUGGUUUUCCAGAUCGUCUGUGGUAUUAUUCCUAAAUAAAAUUGAUUUAUUUGCUGAGAAAUUAUCAAAGAUCCCUUUGAACAAAUUUUUCCCUGAUUACACUGGUGGUAAUGAUAUUAAUAAGGCAACUAAAUAUAUAUUAUGGAGGUUUAUGAAAUUAAAUAGAUCAAAUUUAACGAUUUACCCUCAUGUUACUCAAGCUACAGAUACUUCUAAUAUCAAAUUAGUGUUUGCUGCUAUAAAGGAAACAAUUUUAGAAAAUUCUUUAAAGGCUUCAGGUGUCUUAUAA